Messenger RNA from Cucumis sativus (cucumber), 1478 nucleotides. RefSeq names its product DNA-3-methyladenine glycosylase 1. The record is from RefSeq and is a predicted model, not a curated record. The coding region runs from base 233 to 1171 and encodes 312 amino acids. Lineage: Eukaryota; Viridiplantae; Streptophyta; Magnoliopsida; Cucurbitales; Cucurbitaceae. The transcript is spliced from 4 exons. Gene Ontology annotation, biological process: base-excision repair. Gene Ontology annotation, molecular function: DNA-3-methyladenine glycosylase activity.
UCGUCGUUCUCCGCCCACGCUCUCACUGCUCUCUCUCUCUCUCUCUCUCUCUCUCUCUCUCUCGCCACGCCCCUUCUCCUCUUCUCUCCCAAACCCUAACCCCUUUCUUUUCAUCUCUUUCCCCUUCUCUUCAUUUUCCAUCUUCUCUUAUCUUCCCUCUCCAUAAAUUCUUUUUCAACUUCCUUACUCAGUGGAGCCAAUUUUCACUGACGACGGAUAUCUCUCUUCACCAAUGUCUGUUGCUACCAAGCUCCAAUCCCAUGUUAAACCGGCUUUGGAGCCCCGAGCUAUUCUUGGACCUGGCGGGAACAGAGAUAGGGCGCCUCAGAACCCCAAAUGUAAACCCGAAACUUUAAAGAAGACGGAGAAGCAGAGCAAGGCGCUUCCGGCCAUUUCUGAAUCCGUUAUCCGAGAUAAUGUCUCCGUCGGGAGUUCCUGCUCUUCUGAUUCUUUAUCCAGUAAUUAUUCUGCCAAAUUGUUGAAGCCCUACGCUGUGAAGCCUGUUUCGGCCGGCGGUGAUUCAAACGCCACCACAACGUCGCCUGCGCUCUCGCUUCCGGGGAAACGCUGUGAUUGGAUAACGCUUCAUUCGGAUCCACUUUACAUCGCUUUUCAUGAUGAAGAAUGGGGAGUCCCAAUUCAUGACGACAAGAAGCUGUUUGAGUUACUUGUAUUAUCACAAGCCUUAGCAGAACUUACUUGGCCCUUGAUUCUUAGCAAAAGAGAUGUAUUUAGGAAAGUUUUGAAUGAUUUUGACCCAUCUUCAAUCGCACAGUUCACAGAGAACGAGUUUACGACACUAAAAGUAAAUGGCAUCCAACUCCUGUCUGAACCGAAGCUUCGUGCAAUUGUUGACAACGCUAACCAAGUACUCAAGAUUCAAAAGGAAUUUGGUUCCUUCAGCAACUAUUGUUGGAGCUUUGUUAACAAGAAGCCUAUACGAAACAGACAUCGAUACAAUCGUCAAGUACCUGUGAAGACGCCGAAAGCAGAGUUCAUGAGCAAGGAUAUGAUCAGGAGGGGAUUCCGUUGCGUCGGGCCAACUGUGGUUUAUUCCUUCAUGCAGGUGGCUGGAAUUGUUAACGAUCACUUGGUGAGUUGCUUCAGAUAUGAGGAGUGUGACCCAAAGGUAAAAGACGAUAAGAAAUUAAGAGUAGAAGAUAAACGGUAGGAGUCACUUAGGGGAGCUUUGGAGAAGCCUUGCUUGACUUAGAUGCUGACAGCUGAUUCAUACAAAAAGGUUUAUCUCUAACUAAUCUUACAAAAUCAUUGUAAUAAAAUGGUUAUGUUGUUGAUCUGAUGCUGAAUAGUUUGAGUUCGUUUUUGUUUAGAGUUUUAUAAUUGCUUAUUUGUAGAUGAUGUUAUAACGUAAUUGUAAUUUGUAUUUACAAACAACAAACACACCGUUGGUUUCUUGUAAUUAUUUCUCAAACUGCAGAAUAUGCUCCCAAAUGUGAUAUUUUUCUCUUCUCCAACAA